AUGGCGGAUUCCCAAGGCCCGACGGUCUCGGGCGUUGCCCUCGGCUUUGCAGUCCUGACCUUCAUUGUUCUGUCCUUACGACUGUUUUCGCGAGUGUAUGUACUGAGGAAGAUGGGACCGGAUGAUUAUCUCAUCAUCGGUGCCUGUAUUUUCUCUUGGGCAUUCUCGGCCAUCACAGUCGUGGCCGUGAAAUACGGCCUAGGCUCGCACCUAGAAGAUGUGCCUAAAGAGAACAUGGUGACCUACGCGUUGGCGGUCUGGUUAAGUUCGAUGUUUUAUCUCACAACCCUCGGCUUCAUCAAGUCGUCCGUCUGCGUCUUCUACACCCGGUUGGGUGAUCGACUGCUCACGCGGUUAUCAUUGAUCAUGCUCGGUAUUGUCGCAUCGCAGGCAACUUCGUUCGUCUUGGUCGCCGCAUUCCAAUGUCAGCCCAUCGACAAGGCGUGGGCGUCAACCAAACCGGGAAAAUGCGUCAACAUCAACAUAUUCUAUCUCGCCAACGCCGCCCUCAACAUCCUGACCGAUCUGAUGACCUACACGCUGCCUCUUGGGGUUAUUUUCAAACUGCAGAUGCCCGUCAAGCAGAAGGUUGCCCUUGGUAUGAUCUUGUGCCUGGGUCUGUUUGCCUGCGUCUCCUCCAUCAUUCGCAUCACCUACAUCCCAGAAAUGCUCCGGUCAUCGGACGCGACGUACGCCAUCAGCGGCGCGAUGUACUGGUCCGUGAUCGAAAUUAAUGUCGGCAUCUUCGCCUCCUCGAUUCCCUCCUUCAAAGCCAUCGCUUCUCGAUUCCUCCCUCGCCUGGUUGGCGAAUACUCCAGCAACAAAGGCUAUGGCACGUGGUCUGGCUCGAAUGGCCGGAAGUACGGGUCUGGCUUUUCCAAAGUGCGCGACCAGGUUAUCAAUAUCGGUCCGCUUCGAGGCGCGGAAUCGGACCGUGUCGUUGGCACUGAGAUCCAUAGUGGAUUCACGCGAACGGGCAGCGAGGACCGGAUUAUUAUCCCCGAUGGCAAAAUCUUGACCCAUACAGAGAUCGAGACGAAUGUCGAAGAGUGCACUGAUUUCCAGCGCGGUUCGUAUGAUCGACGCCCAUAA
Aspergillus terreus NIH2624 is the source of this 1092-nucleotide messenger RNA. RefSeq names its product putative integral membrane protein Pth11-like. The record is from RefSeq and is a predicted model, not a curated record. The transcript is spliced from 6 exons. The coding region runs from base 1 to 1092 and encodes 363 amino acids. Lineage: Eukaryota; Fungi; Ascomycota; Eurotiomycetes; Eurotiales; Aspergillaceae.